Eucalyptus grandis is the source of this 2691-nucleotide messenger RNA. RefSeq names its product glutamic acid-rich protein. Gene Ontology annotation, biological process: DNA repair; mitotic sister chromatid cohesion. The record is from RefSeq and is a predicted model, not a curated record. NCBI's taxonomy places the organism in Eukaryota, Viridiplantae, Streptophyta, Magnoliopsida, Myrtales, Myrtaceae. The coding region runs from base 420 to 2495 and encodes 691 amino acids. Gene Ontology annotation, cellular component: nucleus; chromatin. The transcript is spliced from 13 exons.
ACUGGAAAGAAAAGGUAAAAAAGAAAAAAAAAGAAAAACAGAAAAAUCCUCCGGAAUUUCGCUCCCUCCUUCCUCCCCUCUGGCCGGAAGCGAAGGAAAAAAAAAAUCGAAAAAGAAAAAACCCUAAAACUCCCCCUUCUCUCUCUCUAUCGCGCUCGCUGGUGGUCCGUGCUGGUGCCCGUGCGCGAAAAUCUGGUCCCUUCGCUCUAGCUCUUUCGCUCCUUCGUCUUCACUCGAUUUCGAUCGCUUUUUUUGCUGUGGUGUGCCUAGGGUUCCGGCUCUGCGGUUGGGGGCGCGGGCGGGCGGGGGCGGUUCGCGAGGUCGAUGUGAAGAUCGGCCCGUCCGGGAGCGGGGACAGUCGGUUCGAUUUUUCUCGGGCGGUUUUUUCGAGCGGGGGGAAUCGCGAGAGGAGGCCAGCCAUGUCGUCGUCGUCGUCGGAUAGGGAGCUGGAGGAGCAGCUGGCGGAGGCCGGGCGGAUUCUGCUGGAGCCGCCGCCCGCCGUGGACGAGCUCCUGCCCCUUCUCGACCGAGUUGAAACUUAUCUCUCGAGAGUAGAACAAUCUCCAAGCAAAUCAAUGCAAAAGGCGCUUAGUUCGUCGCAGAAGGCAUUAGUGGAAGAUGGACUUUUCAGGCAUGCAGAUGUUGAUGUUAGAGUUGCUGUUGCCUCAUGCAUUAGCGAGAUAACAAGGAUCAGUGCACCAGAGGCUCCCUAUGAUGAUGACCAAAUGAAGGAAGUAUUCCAGUUAAUCGUGUCAUCCUUUCAGAAUCUCUCUGAUAAGUCAAGCCGAUCAUAUGUGAAAAGGGCCUCAAUUUUGGAAACUGUUGCAAAGGUCAGGUCCUGCGUUGUGAUGCUGGACCUCGAGUGUGAUAACCUGAUACUGGAAAUGUUCGAGCAUUUCUUAAAGGAAAUAAGGGAGCACCAUCCAGAAAAUGUCUUUACAUCAAUGGAGACAAUUAUGACACUGGUUAUAGAAGAAAGUGAAGAUAUUUCACCAGAGCUUCUCUCUCCUGUCUUAGCCAGUGUAAAAAAGGACAAUGAGGAUGUGCUUCCUAUUGCAAAGAAGCUUGGAGAGAAAGUGCUUGAGAAGUGUGCCGUGAAACUGAGACCUUACCUGGCCCAAGCAUUGAAAUCAUCCGGUGUUGUUUUAGAUGAUUAUAGUAAAGUAAUUGCUUCCAUAUGUCAAGACUCAAAUGGUGCAGCUGAGGAAACCAAUGUCCAUGAUGAUAUGGAAAAAGAGAGGUUAGCUGAAGAGCCUUCAACUCAAGAUGUUCCUGCACCUGGUGAAUCUCCAAAAACAGUUGUGAACAAUGGUUCGACCCAGCUGGACAAAGAUGAUUCUUCGGUAGAUCCUGUGUCUUUGAAUAAGGAAGAAGAAAAUAAGGAGAGUGCACCCAAAACCACUGAUGCAUCGAGCAAUGGUGACCUUGAUCAAUUGGACAACAAGAAGGCACAGAAAGAAGAAUCCAAGCCAGAACCAGCUAAGAAGAAAAGAGGAAGGAGAACUAACAUGUCAUCUAGAUCUGCGAAGCCAUCCAACAUUGCUCGGGUUGAUGACAAGGAUGCUGAAAUAGUGAAAGACACUGAGAAAGAACCUGGCAAUGAUGCUCCAAGUCUGCCUGAUGAAGAUCUUAAAUGUGAGGCAAAAAUACCGUCGCAAAGUGAAAAGGAGGGCGUGUCUGAGCCAUCUACUGAUAAAGUGGCUGAUGAUGAGUCCAAGGAUGAUGAGUCCAAACAUGAUGAGUCCAAGGUCUCUGCUUUGCCUCCCUUAACUGAGGAGAUACCUGAUAAAAGUCAGCCCCAGGAAGCUGGAUCACCAAAGGAUAAAGAGGAUUCAGCUGAAGAAGUGAAACCAUCUUCUGUUGACAUUUCCAAAAAAGAAUCUGCAGGAACGGCUGGUCUUCAAGUAGAAACAGAUACGAAAAGAGUGGAUGAUAGCACUGAUGAUGUGUCCAGCAAGGAGAGAACUAUAACUGUGGAGGAAAUGUCCAAGGAAGAUGAUGCAACCAGUGGAUCAGAUGUAAAAAUGUUGAAGCAGCCAGAGAAGAAAGUGAAUGCAAGCACCAGCAGUGGGGAAGGUAUCUCUAGAAAGAAGCCAGAGGACAGAAGGAAGAACACCAAAAGUAGAUUGGCUUCUGAGAAGAAUGUCAAGAAAUCUACUGGGAAACCCGAGAAGAAGGGAACUCCUUCCUCCCCUAAGGGGGUGAAAAAACCAGUUAAAGAUGAGAAGUAUCUGGGUGAGACCUCUAAGGACAACUUCAAGAGGAAGCGUAGUUCAGGCAAAGAGGAGGUGUCCCAGGAUUCUGACGCUAAGAAUUAUGGAGCGGAUCUGAUUGGCUUGAAGAUUAAAGUUUGGUGGCCUCUUGAUAAACAAUACUACGAAGGUGUCGUUAAGGCUUUUGAUAGUGUGCGAAAGAAGCAUAAGGUUAUCUAUGAGGAUGGUGAUAUGGAGAUAUUAAAUCUUGAGGAAGAGAAAUGGAAGUUUGUUGGAAGGUGAUUUUGAAGAUAAGGACCAGGUUGCUGACCGUGAUAGUUCGGAUGCUUCACCAGAAAUGCCUCUGAAGAAAAAGGCAAAACUGAAGCCUGGGCUGGCUUCAGCGAAGAAAGUGAAGAUGGAUAUGUCAUCAAAGAAGAGUGGAGGUGUUUCUUCUGGCAAAUCCAAAGCUCCCGCUGCUACAACAUCUGGUCACAAG